AUGAGUCGCAUUGUUGAAUUGGCAGCGCUUAUCCAGCAGCGCACCGCGGAUAUCAACGCCCACCUGCAAGAAAACAACCUCCCACAACCCACCUUCGACGAGGACGGACCAACCGAGCAGAAUCUAACAGGCGAGGAGAUGGUGAAAGCCCGCGAUGAUGUUCUAGGCGCCACUCUUGAGCUUCACAAUCUGAUUCUUGGUCCCGCGAUGUGCCUUCGCCCUGUUCUCAACGGGGUUAGUUUGCAGGCCAUCUACAAGUACGACAUUGCCGCGGCGGUGCCAGUUCACGGAGAGAUCUCGUUCGCUGAGCUGGCCAACAAGAUCGGGCUGAGCGAACAUAACGUCCGGCGUAUCCUCCGCUAUGCGAUGGUCUUCCAUCAUGUUUUUAGAGAGCCGCGGGAAGGGUUUGUUGCCCAUACAGCUGCAAGCCGCCGAGUGCGCGAGAAUCCCAAUACAAGGGCCGGGUUGGGGUAUAUGUUCGACGAGGUCUGGCCGAGUUUUGCUCAUGGCUGGAAUGACUACCAUAAAUCCGACAAGCCUUUUUAUAAACACUACGCCUCGCACCCUGACAUGGCGCAGCGUUUCGGGAAGGCAAUGGCGGCAUUUACGGAUGCCCACGGCAACGCACCCUCUUUCCUCGCGAAGAACUACCCCUGGGAAGCCAUUAACAACGGCAAUGGCACAGUCGUCGACCUCGGCGGGGCCAAAGGCCACGUCAGCGCUCUUCUCGCCCAUCAAUUCCCAAACCUCCAGUUCGUUGUUCAGGAUAUGCCGGAAGUGAUAGCCGGUGCGGCCGAGGCCCUCCCAGAAGACCUCCAAGGCCGGGUCAAGUUCCAGGCUCAUGACUUCUUCACGGAGCAGAAAGUCCAUGCAGAUGUCUACCUCCUGCGCAAUAUCUUGCAUAACUGGUCAGAUACGUACUCGAUCCGGAUUCUGCGGGCGUUGAUCCCUGCACUGCGCCCAGGCUCGAGAAUUGUCCUACAUGAUUACAUCCUUCCCCAACCGGGCACAAUGUCUCGGAUGAAGGAGAUGGCUGUGAGGGACAUGGACCUUAUCAUGCUCACGUUGUGCAAUAGUAGGGAACGUCAGGAGGCUGACCGGAUUGAGCUAUUCAAGAAGGCUGACUCCCGGUUCUCGAAUAUCAAAAUGUGGACGCCUCAUGGCGCGGCAUUGUCGAUUAUUGAAGUCGUCUGGGGCGAAGCCGGGGUUCAGGCAGCGUUAUCGUAG
Messenger RNA from Aspergillus mulundensis, 1227 nucleotides. RefSeq lists its product as uncharacterized. Gene Ontology annotation, molecular function: O-methyltransferase activity. Lineage: Eukaryota; Fungi; Ascomycota; Eurotiomycetes; Eurotiales; Aspergillaceae. The record is from RefSeq and is a predicted model, not a curated record. Bases 1 to 1227 code for a protein of 408 amino acids. The transcript is spliced from 4 exons.